UGUCAACUAUUCCGAGUAGACAAUGCUCCACGAGGCACAUGCCGCUCUCGAGGGCGCGCGCUUGCCUCGCGGCUGAACCCGUCGUCACCGCCUUCAUGGCCACGCAUCUGGACGACAGAGCUCCCUCCCAACCGGCGAAUUUGGAGCGGGUGGUCGCCGCGGCCGUGGCCGCAAUGCUCAAAGGCCAAAUAAAAGGUCACUACGAUCCGAACGAUUACUCCUUGGAAUGGCAGAUAAUAUGCCGCCUCUUGGUCUCUGGAGUGAAGGGUUAGUGGAAAGAAAAUACGAGUUUGCGGAGCGCGUCGAGAGCGACGACAACCCAAUCCGAGGCAUUCAAGGAAUUUGUGUCAGACACCGAUUCCACGUCUGAAGCUUUCACUGAAAUCGGGUCAGAUGCUGUGUCUGAGGAAUUCAUCAACGUCGAAUUCGACGACGAGUCCGAGAGUGGACGGUGGUCUCAACCGCUGCCACGAAAUGAGAUGCUUCCAAUUUGGGCAGCUUGGCUGAGACCAUAAAUAGGUUUCCCGAGAAUGAUGGGAAGACCCCAGUCUUCUCAUUCAUAUUCCUCUUUGCGCCUGUCUUACCCUGCUUUUUGUCUUUGUUCUUGUGAGGCGGCUAAGACCGCUUGCGGCGCGGACGCACCUGCUGAGGGACGCAAUAUUAGCGCGUGAUUUUCCAUCCA
This is a messenger RNA of Parathielavia appendiculata, 682 nucleotides long. RefSeq lists its product as uncharacterized. The transcript is spliced from 2 exons. The coding region runs from base 39 to 272 and encodes 77 amino acids. Lineage: Eukaryota; Fungi; Ascomycota; Sordariomycetes; Sordariales; Chaetomiaceae. The record is from RefSeq and is a predicted model, not a curated record.